GACCAGAGCGGCCGGCGGCGUCGCGUUUUCGCGCGAGGGACGGUUCCGACCCGGUUGGCGAGCCGCAAGAUCCGGAUCGGCAGCUGCCACUGGGUUCGCGUGGACGCACGAGAUUGAUGCGCUUUUUUCUCUCGGAGAGCAACCGCAUUUUUGUUCCCCCAACGGUGGGGACCCAUUCGCUAUAGCCUGGCCAGAAAGGACCCCGGGAAGCGCCGCGGAAGAUCCGAGAAGGCACCGCGGAAGAUCCGGAAAGGCACCGCGGAUGGGAGCCCGCCAGUCCGGCCCUGCAGCGGGGGACCGAGGCGCGAUGGAGACUGUCGUGCCGGAGCCGCUGCGGGGUUAGAGCCCGCCGCAGGGAGGCGAAGCCGGAGGAUGGGCUGGCGCCUGGGUCUCGGAGGGGCCGGCGCCCCGCUGCUCCUGCUGCUGCUGCUGCUGGCCGGGCAGGGGGCCGCCCGAAAGCCCCUGCGGAGGAAAUGCACCCCGGGCUGCUCGUGCGCCAAAGACGCGGCGCUCUGCGAGGGGGCCAAGGAGAUCCCCCGCGAGCUGCCCCCGAACCUGGUCUCCUUGUCUCUCAUUCGCUCAGGAUUCACAGAGAUCUUGGAAGGCAGUUUUCGCCACGUGCCAACCGUUCAGCUGCUCUUGCUCACUUACAAUUCCCUGGAUCUGAUCGCGGACGAUGCCUUUGUGGAACUCGUACACCUGGAAUAUCUGUUCAUUGAGCACAACAGAUUGGAAUCGAUCUCCAAGAAUGCUCUCCGAGGCCUAAAGAGUCUUCUUCAUCUGAGCUUGGCUAAUAAUAACCUACAGACCUUACCGAGGCAUCUCUUCCGGGGCCUGGACGCUUUGACUGCAGUGGAUUUGCGGGGAAAUGCCUUCCACUGCGACUGUAAAUUGAAAUGGCUGGUCGAGUGGCUGUCCUACACUAGUGCCGUGGUGGAGCCGAUAGAGUGCCGGUCACCCACCGAACUGAACCGCACCAGUCUUGCUGAACUCCGCCCAGGGGGUUUCAACUGCAUCACCACUGACCUUGUUCUAUUUGACGUUCUACCGUACCAGUCACUCUCUGUGGAAACCUUCACCUAUCACGGGGAACAGAAUUUGGUGAUUGCACAGCCCUUUUUCGGACGCUGCAUUUUCCUGGAGUGGGACCAUGUGCAAGGGAAAUUCCGCAGCUAUGCCAACAUCACUGGCUCGUCCACAGUAGUCUGCAAGCCCCUGGUGAUCGACGGCCAACUCUUCGUGGUUGUGGCUCAGCUCUUUGGGGGUUCACAUAUCUACAAGCGGGACGAAGCCACGGGACGCUUCCUACGCACUCAAGCCAUCGAAGGGUCACGCAUCCGCAAGCCAAAUGACAUCGAGGUCUUCCGCGUGGAGGGCGACUGGUACUUCAUCAUGGCCGACAGCUCAAAGGCUGGUUCGACUACCCUGUACCGCUGGAACGGUCAUGGCUUCUACACCCACCAGUCUCUGCAUGACUGGUACCGUGACACGGAUGCUGAGUUCCUGGAGAUCGCAGGCAAGCCCCACCUUAUCCUGGCCAGCAGCUCCCAACGUCCCGUCAUCUACCAGUGGAACAAACAAAAGUUCACGCCCCGCACCGACAUCCCAGACAUGGACGACGUCUAUGCUGUCAAGCAUUUCAAAGUCAAGGAGGAUGUGUACAUUUGCCUGACGCGCUUCCUUGGCGAUUCCAAGGUGAUGCACUGGGAUGGAUCAAUGUUCCGAGAUGUCCAGCACAUGCCAUCCCGCGGCUCCAUGGUGUUCCAGCCCCUGACCAUCGCCGGCUACCGUUAUGCCUUUCUCGGCAAUGACUAUUCCUUCAGCCAAGUGUACCGCUACGAACCCGUCACGGGACUCUUCCAACACUUCCAGGAGCUGAACACCCAGGCCCCACGCUCCUUCGCCCACCUCCACGUUGACAAGCAAGACUUCCUCAUCGCUUCUAGCUUCAAGGACAAAACUCACAUCUACCGGCACGUCAUCAUCGAUCUGAGUGCUUGAGUCUGUCCACAGUGGGGAUUGGGGUGUUGAACCAGGAGUGCCACUGUAAGGAGAGGAAGUGGAGGCAGCCGCUGGGGGGAAGUGCAGUACCCAAGAUGGCCACUAUGGAAACCGUAGUGGAAUAAGAUGCUCUUGAGAGUACAGUUCUCCAGCGGCGCAAAGAACGAGGGCGCUAAAGAACAGCUAGCAAGUAAGUGGAAGACAGGCAACCGAAGAGGUAUAAAUCCAAUCAGUAGAGAAUGCCACAAAGGGCAACAAGUCUCCAGAAUACCUUUUUCUCCCUUUUUGUUUAGCCAGUAUGCAUGAAGCCCUGUUGGUUGCUGGAGAAGGUCGCAGUGGAGAGGCCUGCAUGCUUUGCAGCAGGGCUUAACCAAAUAUCUCGACAAACGGGGCGUGCAGAUUUGGUGAGGCAUAACUUUGCCUGCAGUCCCUCCCAAUCUUGCUUGCCAACCUGUCGUUUUGCUUUGUCAUUUCAGAGGAUUUUUUCCCUUUAAAAUCUCAUUUCUCACCCUAAAUUGGAUGGAUCAGAUUAUUGGCUUGCAUUUGCUGCCCCGGCCGCUUGUAUCCAUUUUCCCCCAUCAACAGGUGCAAGCAGCCACUGAAAAUCCGCUUUGUUUUACCACUUCCUUCUUUUUACUGCAGAAUUAUCUUCUUCCUUCUAAACUUGUCUUGCAAAGGGCACAAAUCUAGCCAAACUAUGGUUGCCAGCCUCCAGGUGGUGGCUGGAGAUCUCCUGGAAUUUCAACUGAUCUCCAGGCCACAGAGAUCAGUUCACCUGGAGAAAAAGGCUGCUUUAGAGGGUGGACUCUAUGGCAUUAUGCCAUGCUGAAGUCCCCUCUCUCCCCAAACCCUGCACUCUCCAGGCUUCACCACCAAAAUCUCCAGGUAUUUUCCAACCUGGAGCUGGCAACCCUCUGCCAAACCUAAGUGACCAUGAUGUGGCAAAAACACAAUCAGUGGGCACAAGACAGCAGUCCAAUCCAAUGCAUGUUUACAUAGAAGUAAAGCCCACCUAGGUGGAAUGGGGCUUGCACCCCCAAGUUGGCGUGUAUAGGCCUGCAGCUUUGAUUGCAACUAACUUUGGCUGGAUUGCAUCGGAUGCCUUCUAAUUGCUGUUUGACUAUUUAAUUUUUCUUAAUUUACAAUUCCAGGCACUGCACAGUGCCAGAUACUAAAGCACAAGCUUAACUUUAAGCACAGAAAGACCCCCUCCUCAAUCCUGAUGGGAAAAGAGAUGCUGGGGGAACAGGGUAGACUGGACUCAUUGGUGUAAUGGGUAGGUAGAAGAGAAUACAGGAUAGCAGAAGCUCCCCCGGGAGGGGAGCUGGGAGCCCAAUUUAAUGGAGAGCAAAACCACAUCAAUCUUUUGCUUGUAAAUAGCCAGCAUGUUUAUUCAAACACAAUCAACCAACCUCCUUGUAGUGGGCAGCUACAAGGAAUACAUGCCAAUGUAUUUAUUCCCCAGUGACAAUACGGAGGUGGAAUAGUUUGGGCUAGGACUACACAAGAUUGUCUCCUGCCAAAGAGGGCCUGUUAUCCUCUUCUGUCUCUCAUUCAUGAACUGGGAUCCCACGUACAAGUAUUGUAAAUAAAAAAAAUAGUAUAUUGUUUGUGA
Molecule: messenger RNA, 3616 nt
Organism: Eublepharis macularius
Lineage: Eukaryota; Metazoa; Chordata; Lepidosauria; Squamata; Eublepharidae
Product: leucine-rich glioma-inactivated protein 1-like
Exons: 9
Coding region: 373-2001 (542 amino acids)
Biological process (GO): neuron maturation; myelination in peripheral nervous system
Molecular function (GO): protein binding
Source: RefSeq, a predicted model, not a curated record